AUGGCUCGCACGAACUUCUUUCGUGCUUCGGCGCUUUUUUCUUGCGUAGCGUUGACACAUGCGCAGGCUGUUACGCCCGCAGCUUCUUCAGAUGGCGGGUGGAGCACAACACUCAACGGCACGCCGACGUCGUUUCGACCUGUAUUUACGAUUCCCGCGUCGGCGGAUCAGGGCGCGAACGUCCUCCCCAACAUCCAGGACCCGCAAGCAGUCAAUGCGCAGAACGUCUGCCCUGGAUACACAGCAUCAGCCCUUGAGCAGGACGAUCAAGGAUUGAGCGCGGUCCUCACGCUCGCUGGAAAGCCUUGCAACGUCUACGGUACCGACAUCGAUGUGUUGAGCCUCAAGGUUGAGUACCAGAGCAAUAGUAGGCUGGCUGUGAACAUCAGGCCAGCACAUCUGGAUGCUUCGAACAGCUCACAAUGGAUCGUGCCAGAAGACCUGAUCCCGCGACCCAAGAGUGAAAGUUCUUUCGCGGACAUCGAUCUGAAGUUCGAUUGGGGCAAUGAGCCCUCCUUCUGGUUCACCGUCACCAGAAAGUCCAGUGGCGAUGCGAUCUUCACCACCAAGGGUACACAUCUCGUUUACGAAAACCAGUUCAUCGAGUUCGUCAACAGCCUGCCCGAAGACUACAACCUAUACGGUCUCGGCGAGCGCAUUCACGGACUGCGCCUCAACAACAACUUCACGGCUACAAUCUACGCUGCGGACGUAGGCGACCCGAUCGAUCGUAACCUUUACGGCAGCCAUCCCUUCUACCUCGAGACGCGUUACUUUGAAGCCGGCAAGGCAGACAAUAAGAACAAGAGGGCGUUGAUGUCGUCGGAGAUACAACAGACUAGCUUCAACACAGGCGAUGAGGCAAAGGGGUCACCCUACGAGUCUGCCUCCCAUGGCGUGUACUACCGCAACACACACGGCAUGGAAGUUGUACUCAAUCCUACAAAGUUGACCUGGAGGUCUUUGGGUGGCGAGAUUGACUUAUUCUUCUUUGAUGGGCCGACACAGCCAGAGGUCACCAAGCAAUAUCAGACAUCUGCGAUCGGCCUGCCGGCCAUGCAGUCAUACUGGACAUUCGGGUUCCAUCAGUGUCGAUGGGGAUACCACAACUGGAGCGAGACAAGGGAAGUUGUCGAAACGAUGAAGAAGUUCAAUAUUCCCCUGGAGACCAUCUGGCUUGACAUUGACUACAUGGACCAGUACCGGGACUUCACCCUUGACCCUGUCACUUUCCCGCCAUCAGACGUCAAAGAGUUUUUUGGCUGGCUUCACGGUAACAACCAACACUUCGUGCCUAUUGUUGACGGUGCAAUCUACAUCCCCAACCCCCAGAACGCUAGCGAUGCGUACGACACAUAUGCCCGAGGCAACGAGUCAGGUGUUUUCCUGAACAACCCUGAUGGCAGUCAAUACAUUGGUGCUGUUUGGCCUGGUUACACCGUCUUCCCUGACUGGAUGGCAUCCAAGGCUCAGGCGUGGUGGAUCAAGGAGAUGGUUGAAUGGUACAAGGAGGUGCCGUUUAGCGGUUUCUGGCUCGACAUGCAAGAGGUCUCUUCCUUCUGUGUUGGCUCAUGCGGCACUGGCAAUGUGACGCUCAACCCUGUUCACCCGCCAUUCUCGCUUCCGGGCGAGGUCGGAAACAUGGUUUUCGACUACCCUGAGUUUUUUAACAUCACCAAUGCGACUGAAGCUACUGUUGCUUCUGUUGCGUCAGCCAUCCAUGCCGUUAGCCCGAAUGCUACACAUGCAAAUGGUGUGCAAGAAUACGAUAUACACAACAUCUGGGGCCAUCAGAUCAUCAACGCUACCUACCAGGGUCUCCUCGAAGUCUUCCCAGGAAAGCGUCCCUUCAUCAUUGGCCGAUCAACCUUCGCCGGCAGCGGCAAGUGGGCUGGACACUGGGGUGGAGACAACAUGUCAAGAUGGGCGUACAUGUUCUUCUCCAUCCCUCAAGCGCUUUCGUUCUCACUCUUCGGUAUUCCCAUGUUCGGCGUUGACACUUGCGGCUUCAAUGGUAACACGGACGCUGAGUUGUGCUCGCGAUGGAUGCAACUCUCUGCCUUCUUCCCCUUCUACCGCAACCACAAUGUGCUCUCUGCUAUUCCGCAAGAGCCGUACCGAUGGGACAGUGUCGCUUCUGCUUCGCGCACGGCAAUGAACAUCCGCUACACUCUUCUGCCAUACAUGUACACCCUCUUCCACCAGGCACAUACCACCGGGUCUACUGUCAUGCGUGCUUUAGCAUGGGAGUUCCCCAACGAGCCUCAACUCGCUGGCGUCGAUACGCAGUUCCUGCUCGGCCCUAACAUCUUGGUCACUCCUGUGCUCGAGCCCCAGGUAGACAGUGUUAAGGGUGUAUUCCCUGGUAUCAUUGAUGGAGAGUCGUGGUACGACUGGUAUUCUGGCGAGCGUGUUCAAGCUCAAGCCGGUGUCAACACAACCAUCCCCGCGCCUCUAGGUCACAUUCCCGUCUUCGUCCGUGGUGGCGCAAUUCUGCCUACCCAAGAGCCUGGCUACACCACGACCGAAUCUCGCAAGAACCCAUGGGGUCUCAUCGUUGCGCUCAGCGAUCGCGGCGAGGCGUGCGGCUCGUUGUACGUCGACGACGGAGAAUCGCUCGAGCCCUCUGACACGCUUGACAUUUCUUUCGCUGCCAUGGAGGGAAAGAUCAAGGCGACAGUCAAGGGCUCGUUCAAGGAUGCGAACACACUCGGCAAUGUCACCGUCUUUGGCGUGUCUAGUGUUGGUCAAGUCAAGCUUAAUGACCUGACCAUUGAUGCGGCCAAGGUGAACUAUGACUCGGCGACCAGGGUGUUGAAGCUGUCAGGUCUGAAUGAUUUGACGAAGGGUGGAGCAUGGCAGGGCGAUUGGACGUUGAGCUGGGCGUAG
This is a messenger RNA of Parastagonospora nodorum SN15, 2889 nucleotides long. RefSeq lists its product as hypothetical. Gene Ontology annotation, molecular function: carbohydrate binding; hydrolase activity, hydrolyzing O-glycosyl compounds. Gene Ontology annotation, biological process: carbohydrate metabolic process. The transcript has 2 exons. Lineage: Eukaryota; Fungi; Ascomycota; Dothideomycetes; Pleosporales; Phaeosphaeriaceae. The record is from RefSeq and is a predicted model, not a curated record. Bases 1 to 2889 code for a protein of 962 amino acids.